Molecule: messenger RNA, 9297 nt
Organism: Lepidothrix coronata (blue-crowned manakin)
Lineage: Eukaryota; Metazoa; Chordata; Aves; Passeriformes; Pipridae
Gene: MINDY2
Product: family with sequence similarity 63 member B
Exons: 9
Coding region: 1-1644 (547 amino acids)
Biological process (GO): protein K48-linked deubiquitination
Cellular component (GO): cell periphery; cytosol
Molecular function (GO): cysteine-type deubiquitinase activity; K48-linked deubiquitinase activity; cysteine-type carboxypeptidase activity
Source: RefSeq, a predicted model, not a curated record
AUGGAGAGCCUGGCGCAGCCCCCGCCGCCCCCGGGCUCGCUGCAGACGGGCGGCGGGGGCGCUGCCGGCCGGCUCCGCCUGGGAGAGGCGGCGGCGGGCGGCGAGGGCGUCUGCGGGGAGGCCGAGGAGGGCGGCGGGCGGCGCAGCCCUUCCCCUCCGCCGGUCCCCGCUCCCGCCGCGGCCGCUCACACCGCGUCCCCCGCCCGGGCCGCGGAGGACGGCGCGGGGCUGGCGGUGCCCGAGAGCCCCGGGACGGCGCCCGGCUCGGAGAGCGGUCCCGCGGGAGCCGGCUCCGGGAGCAGCGGCGCUCCCAGCCCGCCGGGGGAGGAGUCCCGCAGCCUGGACUCGCUGGAGUCCUUCUCCAACCUGCACUCCUGCUGCCCGAGCAGCUCCGAGCUCAACAGCGACGCCGACGAGGCGGUGGUGGCCGGGGCCUCCUCGGGGGGCCCGGCGGCGGAGCCCGAAGGGGACAGGCCGGCGGCGGGCUCGCAGCUCCUGUCCGCCUCCAAGGAGCGCUUCCCGGGGCAGUCGGUCUAUCACAUCAAGUGGGUGCGCUGGAAGGAGGAGAACACGCCCGUCAUCACCCAGAAUGAGAACGGCCCCUGCCCGUUGCUGGCCAUCAUGAACGUGCUGCUCCUGGCCUGGAAGAUUAAGCUGCCACCAAUGAUGGAAAUCAUAACGGCUGAACAGCUGAUGGAAUACUUAGGAGACUAUAUUCUUGACGCAAAACCUAAAGAGAUAUCUGAAAUUCAGAGACUUAACUAUGAGCAGAACAUGAGUGAUGCCAUGGCAAUUCUCCAUAAGCUGCAGACGGGUCUGGAUGUCAAUGUGAAGUUUACAGGUGUUCGAGUGUUCGAAUACACACCUGAAUGCAUCGUGUUUGAUCUUCUCGAUAUCCCCUUGUACCACGGGUGGUUAGUGGAUCCUCAGGUUGCUGACAUAGUAAAAGCAGUUGGUAACUGCAGUUACAAUCAGCUGGUGGAGAAGAUCAUUUCUUGUAAACAGUCAGACAACAGUGAACUGGUUAGUGAAGGGUUUGUUGCUGAGCAAUUCCUAAAUAACACAGCUACACAAUUGACAUACCAUGGACUGUGUGAGUUGACUUCAGCUGUCCAGGAGGGAGAGCUUUGUGUGUUCUUCAGGAACAACCAUUUUAGCACCAUGACCAAAUACAAGGGUCAGCUUUACCUGCUGGUGACAGACCAGGGCUUUCUUACAGAAGAGAAGGUUGUCUGGGAAAGCUUACACAACGUGGAUGGGGACGGGAAUUUCUGUGACUCUGAAUUCCACCUACGGCCUCCAUCAGACCCUGAGACAGUCUACAGAGGGCAGCAGGAUCAAAUAGAUCAGGAUUAUCUGAUGGCAUUGUCUCUACAACAAGAGCAGCAAAGUCAAGAGAUUAACUGGGAACAGAUCCCAGAAGGAAUCAGUGACCUAGAGCUAGCCAAGAAGCUCCAGGAAGAGGAGGACAGGAGAGCUUCUCAGUACUAUCAGGAGCAAGAACAAGCAGCUGCUCAGGUCCAGCAGGUGCAAGGUGCUGCUUCUCCAGCCAGCGCGAGACAAUCCGGGAGUAACGAACGCAAACGGAAAGAGCCUCGGGAGAAGGAGAAGGAAAAAGAGAAGAAUAGCUGUGUUCUCUUGUAACAGAACAUGGAGUCACUCUGGAGCCAAGUGCAUGUCCUCAGAAGCAAAAACAAGGAGUACAAAGGAAGACAAACCUGUUACACGCCGCCUGUGCCUGAUUACCCCAUGGAUUUUGUUCCUGUUCCAAGAGGAUGGAUGACUUUGUUACAAUCAGACUUCCUUCAAAGUCAGAGUGCGAGCUGCCCACGAGGGAAUUCCAAAUCACAGUUGGACGCGGCUGUGCUUUGAGUUAGUCAUAAAAAUACUGCACCUUGUAGCUGAACACACAAAUCAUGGCAAGUCCUGUGUCCCAGUGACAUCCAUUACCUGUCCAUCAGUCAGUAAGCUAUCUUCUCUUCUACUCUAAACAAGGGAGGUCAUUCAUUUUGGGCGAGGCUUUUCCCUGAAGUCUGUACACGAGCACAACAGAGUUCUGUGUUACUUACCUGCUGUGAAGCUAUAUCUUAGGCUGGGUAUAGUCUUCAUGACACAAGAGCCCAAGUGACAGCUGGGCACUGCCUCCUCAGUGUGUCCAGAUUUCUUUGCUUCUGGAUCUGGUAUGUUCUUUUUCUGAACCCAGAUUUAUACUGUGUUACUGCUCUCACUGCAUCUCCUGGCCAGCUUUCUUGCCCCAAGAGUAUGUGACUUGAUAGGCAUCACACAAAAAUUGUCAUACAAAAAUGGGGCAUUUAUUAAUAAGCAAGAUGAAUAUUGUUUGCUUUUCUUGCAAUUACAAACUGGGUAUGGCAACUCAGAUGUUAUCAGGGUUAAACAAGUAAUUUUAUAGGUAACUUCUUUUUCUUUUAUUAUUUUCUCUCUUGUAGGUAAACUGGACCAGAUAAGCUUUUAUUUAUUGACCUCUCCAUAUGAUAGAUGAAUGAUGAGAGGAAACUAAGGUCUAUAAUAAUCCUUAUAUUCUAUAUAAGAAUGCAGAGUUAAAAUAACUAACUAUCUGCCUUUUUUCCAGAAGUACCUUGAACUUUAACAUGACGUUAACGUGUCCACUUGUGUAUUUAAGCAAGUGUACUGUAGUUAAAAACACACUUUAUUUGUUUGUUUUAUAAAUCGUGUAUUCUUAAAAUAAGCACACUUCUGAAGGGUGAGAGAGCAGUGAAGCUGCUCUCUAAGAUGGGUUGGAAGCUGGUCAGGUGUAAUAUUUUGUUUUUUAAAUCACUAAUUUAGAAUUUUUGGAAACCAGAUUUUUCUAAUUUAUGGGAACCAAAUAAACAUGUUGUGUCUUGUAGUAUUUAUAGAAUGCAGAAACCGAACACUUGAUGAAUUUUGAGGGAACCACAAAUCUUCCUCCACUUCCAUGAAAUCAGUAACAAUUACCUUCUUGCUGAACCUUUUGAUAAAAAUUUCUAUUUAGCAAUAUGUAGAUACUUUUGACAAAGGCUGCUUCUCCUGGGCUCUCAGCCUUAGCACUCACACACAGUAACCUGGGAAAGCUAAGGCAGCCAGGUGGAAUGUGACAUUCCUUGGUUCAGGAGUUUGGAGGGUGUCUGUUGGAAGAGGGUGUCUAAUGCAAGUCCAUCAGUAAAAAGCUGUUUUAAAAUUAUUUCGAGCAGACUUUGCUGCAGUGAUGGCAACCAGUCAUCACACAAAUCUGUCAUCUACCUAGAAUGAAAAUUAGAUAAAGGAAGAAUGUCUUACUAACUAAAGGGCCAAUUUUUAUCACUUUUCUUCCAUGCCUUUUCCUCUUUUGUUUGUUUUUGUGGGUUUUUUUCACUUUUGUUACAAUUUCCCUUUUAUAAUGAUGAAGUAAUGAACAGUAGGAGGUCUCUAAUGCAAACUGUACAUUUUAAAAUGUCUCUUCUCUAGAAAAGUCACACCCAGAAAAGUAAUUUUAAUACUUAAUGUGUGCAGUUCAGACCAUUUUCUAUGUCAAAGCAAAGGUUGAUGUCUUUUUUCCUUUGCAGCAGCCUAACUUCUUCAGACAAAUUAAUGUGAUGGAGGAUCACCAACAUAAUGACUUAGCUAUUUUAAGCAGUUCAGAAACUAUUCCAAUAGUGUCAAUAACAGAGACUUUAAAGCCAGAAUGUUGUUUAAAAACAUUCUGUUACUAAGGUUUUUUCCCAGUUUGUGUAUUUACAUUUAUUUAUUGACCUUGAAAAAUAAAUAUGUCAAGCUAAGUGUUUGUUAUUAUUUUCAGUGACAGUAUUGCCAGGUUAAACUCCUUUUGGAACAAAUCUAGCUGUUGUGGUUAUGGAAUAUAUCUCUUUGCCUAAGAUACUUGCUCAUAUUAGAAGAAUUCAUGUAACAUUUCCACUUUCAGACAGAUGUGCCUGAAACCCAAUAUACUGCAGUUACAGGAAUUAUUGCCAUUUGGUCACAGAGGAAGAAGAGUUAAAUGCAAUGCUCAUCAUGAAGCUGGGACUCCCAGAUAAUUCAAUUUCUCUUUCAAUAAAGGAGAAAAGGGUUUCAGGGUAUCUGAGAUGGCAGGCAUGCUAUGGAAACAGUCCUCUGUUAAUAUCCUUUUUUCUUUACAGGUCUUGAAGCUUUGGAAAAAAAGUAAAGAAUUCCUGAAAUCUAGGGCAUUGUUCUGCACGAGUUGAACAUUUUAGUAGCAAAACUUACAAGCAGAUGAGCUUCCUAAUAUCCAAAAUGAAAGACAGCUGGAAGCUUAAUUUAUGCCCUGCUGAGACUAACCAUUCCAAAAGCAAAUGUCACAGUAUCUGAGGAUCAACAAAACUGAACAGAAUUGCUUUUACUUGUAUAACAGUGAGCUUGGAAAACAACAUUGCACAAUAUAGUCAUGGAGUACCAGAAAAACAGUAUCUACUUCUGACUGUUUACUUAAUUUGCCUUUUUUUUCAAGCUCAUGUUCUGGCAAAAGGGUACAGAUUUAUACCUUAAAUCUGUUUAUACACUUUAGCAUGCACAUGCUCCAAAUACCUACAUAAUAUAUAUGGAAGUGUCCAGAAAAGUAGAGUAGAACUUGUUUUCCACUAGGUAGCAGUUAGCACAGAAAACAGAAUCACAGAAUUUUUGUUUGUUGCAUUAUAGUCGUGACAUAUUAAAAAAAGCUACAUACAAGUAUUCUUAAAAUUAGCAAAAACCUGAGCACUGCCGUAGCGAUAAAUGUUUUUUCUAAGGCACUUUGUAAAUGCUCCAACACAUCACUUUUCUUGUGACACUCAUGGAAUUGGCCACCCAACAAAGCAGGUCCAAGGGAAGGUUGUAACAAGGAUGAAAUCAGCAUUCCUGAAAAUUCACUGAAACACAGUGCAAAAGCUGUGUUUUGUAGCUGUCCAUUAAUGUAACAACUGCUGUGCUCGGAGUGUCUUUGCAGAGCUGCCCCGGUGGGUCCCCGGCACGGGAGCUCCCAGGGAAGCCCAGGCAGUCCCUUACUCAGCUGGUAUUUCACAUUAUUGUCACGUUCCUUCAAACUUGUAUACACAAGCUCUUGAAAAAAUUUUUCCAGUACGUAAUACAAGGCAGUUUGAGUUCUUGAAAUGGCAUUUUUUUGUGCACUCAGCAGGAAAUACUCGAGUAAAAGGUGGAGAUGACGUACUUUUAACAGAACCUUUCUUCUUUCCUGCUCCGCUAGUUCUGUAACCCAAAGUUAGCUCAUUGCUUGGAUCAGCUCUUGGCACUAGGAUGCUUAUUAGAGAAUCUAUACGAACUACAUCCUUAAAUACAGCAUACUUAAUUAAGACCUUCUUUAUUUUAUAUAAAAGUAGACUCCUUAAAAAAAGUUGUAACCUUAAACAGCAGGUGCCUCAGGAAAUGCACGUUAAUAGGUGCAGCAUCCUCAUUAGAAAGCAUAUUAGAGAAGAGCAAAGUGAACAAGCUGUAGUUUGGCUGCAAUAUAGUGCUCACAUUCCUUCCACCUGUUCUGUGACGAACGAGACCUCGGUCACAAGGAAAAUCCAGCACUGAAAAGUGUUCCUGUAGUCCAGUGGUAGCAGAUGUCAAGUGCAAGGGCUGACAAGGGCAGUUCAUGUUGUGAGGAGUUCAGGUCCUUCUGCUAUUAAGCGUGACUGCAAUAGACUGUUAAUGCUGAGUGGGAACAUUGAGUGAGUGACACUUUCUCACACAAAAUCAUGUGCACAGAACUCUGUCUGGUGUUCACUCCAGAGUGUUUCCAUGUAGCUCCUUGUUCACAGCUUGUUCUUAUCGUUGUCCAGUAGAAAAGCCAUGGAUUUAAUCUCAGCUGUCACCUGCUUUGAUGGGGAAGUGCCACAGGGAAAUGCUGAGCAGGAAAGAGAGGCUGGAACAUAAAAAUCUCUAUGCUACCUCUUGAGAUUGGUGAGGGAUUUGUCCUUAAUUCUGCUGUUAUUUUGGACACAAAUAGCUGUGGCACAGCUUGCAGGGCCAGAUUUUCUCACCUAGGUAAUGCCCAGCACGCUCAUUUCCGAGGGGGUUGGCACUGUGUGCACUGCUCUUCACUCUGUCACACUUUACAGUCAAGAUGAGCUGUUCUGACCCUGGGAUAACUCAAAAUAUUUUUAUUAAAUGUCAGUUGCCUACUGUUCAGUGUUGGUCAGUGUCAGCUCCUCUCACUCUGAGCUCUCUUUACUUGGCUCUAGAGAACUUGCCUUCAUCAUUCCUUCUCUGGUUUGUAGGAUUACUUGUGUUCAUGGAGAAGCUUCACGUGCUGAAAGGGGCAGUUCCUUGUUUUUCAGGGUUAAAACCUUUAAUUCUCUAGUUAAUUAUCAUUAGAAACUCAAGAUGCCAUGCUUGCCUCUUUGCACAGCAUACAAAAAUUUCCAACAAACUAGUGCUAGGUUUGGGAAAUCUGUAGGGAAUGAUUCCCAUGAAGUUCCAGCACUCAAAGUAACCGAAAAGUUUGUCAGCUUAGUAUGAACAGCACACUUACAAAUAAUGUAUUGCAACAACAUGCUAAAAACAAAGGCAGCUGCUGCUCUGGGUGUGAUCUGUUGAUGAAACACGAGCUCAGGCACUGCAAAUGCUCCCCUCACAGCCCAGCUGUGCAUUCAGGGGAGCAGGGGCUGCUGGUGUGCCUGGAGUUUGUUGGGGCCAAAAGUGAAGGAAAUGGGAUUGUUUGAAAUAGUCAAACACUAAGCCAAAUGUACAUAGAUCUGGGGGUGGACAGGGACACAAACUCAGCCAAGUUUUAUUAUUUUUUUAAUUGCUCCCUUGAACUGUCCUUUAGUGCUGACCCAAGUUCAGUUUAGGUCCCAUCCAGCAUAAGUGAAACAAAUAUGGGGAGUGAUCCACCAGUGUCUCACGAGCCCAAGCUUUUAGCUCAGAUAAACUGAGGUUCUCCAUCACAGAGCUGGAUGGAAUAAUGUGAUGCUUAGUUUCUCUCGAAGUUCAUGCUCUCCUUUCUUGUUGAAGCCAUUAGUAAAACUUGCACAGGCUUUUUGAGUUAAAACUGCAGCUGUAGCUUUUCAAAGGUAAUAUUAAUAUUAUGCCAAGCUGCUUGGAAAAUUUCACCUCACUUAGUUUAGCAUUUUUUGACUUCUCCUAAAUGUGUUUCCAAAAGAGCUGGGACAAAUGGGGGUUUUUGUCAGAAAUGUUAUGUUUGGUUUUGUUCUGGCUCACUGGAAAUGCCAAGGAAAGGGUCAAAACUUCAAUUAUAAGGAACACCAGUAUGUCAGUAAACUAAACUCAUCUGAGUAAUGGGCACACCCUUGGGUUUGGUCAUCUCUUGUUUUGGGGAACUGCAAAAUAACAAAGAACAAAAUGAAGCCAAUUUUCUCUCUAGUAUUUUGGUGUCAGGGCACCAAUGGGUCUCUUAAUUUUAGGGGUUUUGUUACUGCAGAUUAACCAGAGCCAGAAGGAGCUGGUUUAUAUUAAUUACUGUUUUGUUUACAAUUUUUAGUGAAGUCCUUCACACUGAAAGUUUGAAAACUCUGUGAGUAAGUAACAGUAUGGGGGGGUUUUGGCCAAAUUGGGUUGUAGUUACUGUAGGAAAAGAUAUUGCUGUGGAAAUAAAAUCCUUCUUUUGUUAGGAAAAGUAUAGUAGGUGGUGCCUUCAAGACACUGAAGAGGGAUACAGUGAACCAAUGAACCUGCUUGUGGAUUUUUAAAUGACUUAUAAUUUGGCUUUUGCAUUUUUUUUUAUCAUGAAUAGUUGCAAUAAUCACACGUUUGCAUUCCGUACACUCAGGUUACAGCAGUGUGUUUGUAUUUCUGGAUUUCUGGAUUUCUUACAUGCCUUCUCUUAGGGGCUGGCAAGCAAAAAUAACUUUGGAGAACCCAUUAAAAAAGUGACCACAGGUACAAGGAUUUCAAAUCUGUUUCUUUACCUGUAUGUUAACUCUUGACAUCUCCAGUGCUGUUACAUUAUGUUAAGAAGUGCAACUGGUCAGGGAAUUACAGAACAGACAUUCAUGAAAUGAGCAGGAUUCUGGUUUGGAGACAGUUUGUACUUGCCAAAAAAAAAAAAAGAAAAAAAGCCCAGUUAAUACAGGUUGCUGUCAGCUUGCAGUGGACAGAUUGUGUCACUCAAUGUCUUCUCCCUGUGUUUCUGCAAUGUAUUAUCAGUGUUUGCAGGUCAAGCCUCACGAAUUUGACAAGUGGUACUUUGAACUACAGGAAGUAUCAAGUACUUGUCCUAUCCCAUGGGAUUAUAUUCUAUAUCUGUUACUACUUGCUCAGUAUUAGUUCUUACAUAAAACAUCACAGAAUGUUAAUACCUUACAGUAAUUUGUCAGGGAGUGAGAAAUACUGGCAGCAGUUUCCCCACAAUAACCCAAUACAGCUUUAAUGUUAAAUGACAGUUUAGGUUUAUCUUUCAUAUUAAAGCUUUCAGCAAAAGAAGUUUUAUCAAAGUUUUCCUAAAUAAUUUUUGAUUAUCCUUUUAUCUGCUCAACAGAUACAGAGCUAUUAUUUGUACAACUUCUGAUUAUCACUUUUUACACAUACAUGUAAACUUCCUAAAGAAGCCACUGAUGGAACACACAAAAAUGAAUCCUACAGAAGCUGCCCCAAGUUCUGCAGUGUUAAGUCAAGUAUUUGUUGUCUUAACUGCCUUCACUGGGUCUUUUUACAAUGAAAUGUUUAAAAACAACCCCACACACGCAAAACCCCAAUGUAUUUUAGGAACGUUCCAAAGACUUCCAGACUGGUAAUGUCUUCAAGAUGCCACCAGAAUUGUGCAAUUCCUGUGUUAAAUUUAAUUUAGUUGUGAGCCUGUUAGUCACCCAAUGUUUACCUGGUCUCUAAAUCUAGUUUUAAAAGGAAAUGCAAAUUAAAGCUAAUGCAAGUCACUGUGGAUUUACCAAGAGAGGGGAGAAGUUACACUUUUAAAGAUGGUAUUUUAGGGGUACAUGACAUGAUUAAAUCUGGUCAUGCAGCAUCAUUUGUACCAAUGUAUGUGAUUAAAAUCCUUUUCAUCAUGUUACACAUUAUCCAGCACUGUAAUAGCAUCAAGUUCAACUACUGAAUGUUUUGCAUUUUAAAAGCCUUAAUUGUUUAUAUUGUAUUAAUGUGUUUUUAAAAACUAUAAGGAAACAACAUUUUCCUUGUAAAUUGUUAAAAUAAUUUUGAACACAAAUAAUUUUCAGAGAAAUCCAGUUCUGUAUCUUAAUACCCCUUUUUGUUUGUGUACCACAAAGCUGUUAAAUUCUGUUACCUUUUAGAAAUGUCUCUCGUUAUCAGCCUCUCUAUAGUUCAAGGUCUUUACCCAACUGAGAUUUAUUUUGGUUAACAGUCUUCUGAAACUCAUUGUAUGUAAAUAAAGUGAGCAAACUUAAAUAAAUA